Messenger RNA from Prunus armeniaca (apricot), 1116 nucleotides. NCBI's taxonomy places the organism in Eukaryota, Viridiplantae, Streptophyta, Magnoliopsida, Rosales, Rosaceae. The record is from the annotation of a GenBank genome assembly.
AUGGCGUCUUUCGGCGUCCUUUGGCUUCUUUUGCAGUCUAUGCUUUCUCAGCUGCUACUGACCACCCCCAACCCUUCACCUUCAUCUGAGCCAUCAGAUUCAUUGCCUGCUGCUGCUGUACAUGCACCACAACCCACCACAACUCCACCUUGUCCUCCUCCUCCAACGCAACCGCCCAAACGUCCUGAUCAGCUUGAAAUAUCAGACUCUUUGCUUGCCAAGCACAAGUCAACUGCGCCCAUCAUCGUCUGCCGGAAACGAAGCUCCAUUAUUUCAUCAAAGCCUUCUGCUGCUGCUUCUAUCUUUGAGAAUGUCCCGUUUAAUGAUGGAGUGUCUCUCUCCUUCAUCAUUGGGGUGGAAGUAAGUUGGAGGGCUUUAGCAAUAAUCGGAAUUGUUCCCUGCGCUGUGAUCAUUUUCGGUCUCUUUUUCAUUCCUGAGUCUCCAAGAUGGUUGGCAAAGACAGGACGCCAGAGAGAUUUUGAAGUUGCACUGCAGAAACUUCGUGGCAAAGAUGCUGACGUAUCUCAGGAAGCAGCAGAAAUCCAGGAAUAUAUAGCAUCUCUUGAGGAACUGAGAAUUAGAGAAUUUGGUAACCUGGCUGGGAUUGACGGAGGAGGUGGGGGCAGAGGAGAGCUCGAUUCUUCGGAGCUGUUGACCUCUGGAGUCUAUGCUUUCUCAGCUGCUUCUGGUUUCACGUGUCCAGGGCUCGAAAUGCUAAACAUGCAUGGAUUUUGUGUUGUGGUUACUGGCCUUGGCGCAGCCGUAGUGGAUAAAGCUGGAAGAAAGCCUCUAAUUUUGGCUUCUGCAUCAGGGUUGGUACUUGGCUGCGUCCUCAUUGCCACUUCAUUCUUUCUCAAGGUUCAUGGAUUGGCACUCAAGGCAUCUCCCAUCUUUGCGGUAGCCGGAAUAUUGGGGGCUUUCUCUCUAGACAUUGGGAGACUGGCAACCGGGUACGGUAGUGGAGCCUUUUCAUACGUUGUGAUUUAUUAUCCUCCUCUAUCAUUUGACUAUUUCAAGUUUCAACAUAUGUUAUUAACCAAGUUUGAUGCAAUAUUGACAAUAAUAAUAAUUCGAUGGCAUGCAAAUAUGAAGUCAGCUGGAGGAGCUCAAAGGUAG